CCCCAGGACCAUUUGGCGCGUCUCUCUCUCUCCGUCUCCGAAGACCUCACCUCGCACAUCCUCUGUGGAGGUCGUUUGACAACGACCCAAUCAGCGUCGUCAGUCGAACGUCUUAGGGUCGUACGACUCGACGGAGGUCAACGCCCUAACGCCUCUUAGGACGUCCAAAUCUCAAGUGAGGUCAAAGACUCGAACUGAAGUCAACGCCCUAACGCCUUAGGACAUCCGAAUCCAAAGUGAAGUCAAAGACUCGAAGGAGGUCAACGCCCUAACGUCUUAGAACCUCCGAAUCCAAAGUGAGGUCAAAGACUCGACGGAAGUGAACGUCCGAACGCCUCUUAGAACCUCCGAAUCCAAAGCGAGGUCAACCCAACGACUCGACGAUAGUCCGACAUAAUCAAUGAUGUGGACGAAGGUGGUGCUGGCAGCGAUGGUGUUUGGAAUCGCCAGUAGCAGUCCGAGAGUGCGCCGUGAUACACCAGAAGACGCUGGUAUUCCACCCAGUGGCGAUGCAGUGUCACGAUUCCGCGCGGGUGAAGGUGGAAAUGCAAAGACUCCUGGUAUCCCCUUACCUAGAAAACUAGCUGAUGUCAACCUCAGAAGAGGUCGGGCUGAUGUCAGCCUCAGAGGAGAAAUUAGUGUUAGACCUCUGAGAGGAGGACAUGCUGAUGUCAGCCCCACCAGAGGACAAGAUGACCUCAGCAUCCAGGGAGGACAUGCUGAUGCCAGUCCCAGAAGAGGCCAUGCAGGUGUCAGCCUCAGAGGAAGGCUUGCAGGUGUCAGCCCCAGAAGAGAACAUGCUGAUGUCAGCCCUACCAGAGGACAAGAUGACCUCAGUAUCAGCGAAGGACAUGCCGAUGUCAGCCUUACCGAAGGACAAAAUGAUCUCGGCACUAGUGGAGGAAAUGCUGAUGUCAGCCUCCGAAGAGGACAAAAUGAUCUCGGCCACAGAAGAGGACAUGCUGAUGUCAGUCUCAGCAGAGGACAAGAUGAUCUCGGCCUCAAAAGAGGACAUGCAGUCAGCCUUAGCAGAGGACAAGAUGAUCUCAGUCACAGUGGAGGACAUCAGCCUAUUACUCUGCACGAGAGUCAAGCUGGUGUUACAUCAAGUCGAGGAGCUUCUGCAACUCCAUCAUCAACUUUAUCUUCAAGUUCUGGUUCCUCAGAGAAAAUAAAUUCUUUUGGAUCAACUACCGAAUCAGAAUCCCGUGACCACUCUCGUACUUUGGCUCAAUUUAGUUUUCAAGGAGCACGUGCUACACCAAUUGUUGUCGGAGUCUCUCAUGAGCCACUUUUAGAUUUAAGUUCUUCAGUAGCUAUCAAAUUUGGUGGUACUGAGGAUUCUGUAAUUUUUGGCACUAAUGGGUUUGGUGAGACAAGUUCAAGCCCCACAUCUACUAGUGCUGGUGGAUCACACAGAUUCUCUUCUAGAAGAAGACACUCUGAAUCACGUUUUACAAUUACUGAUCAGCCUACAAGUUUCUCUGCAAGAAAUUUAAAAGAUGGAACUGCCUCAGAUAGAGGUGUAGGUCCAGCAACAUUCUUUAAAGAAAACUCAGGGUCCGUUUCUACUUCAGCUAGCUUGGCUGAACCAAUAGAGUUUGGAUCAGAAGGAUCUUUUCCUUCUACGUCAGGAAGAGAAAGUUCCCCUGCUGUCAGCUUAAAAGUUGCCACUGAUUCAUCAGGUAGUAACAGAUUAAGAGGACAUUUUACACAUGGUGAAAAGACUUCACCAGUUUUGGAAGAUCAAGAAGAAUUAAGAAGCAUCCUACAUAGAGGGACAGGUGCAGAAUUUGCAGCCACUAAUUCUGGUGGGAUUGGAAGCCUCUUUGACAGAGGCUCAAGUGUUGCUCAAACCAAAGAUACUCCUGGUAGAUCUAUUGCUACUUCUGCAUCAUCCAGUGCUGGGUCUUUUGGAGGUUUCUCACUGAAAGGCUUACGUGGUGUUUCUGCAACAUCUCAAGGAAGUGUAUCAGAAAGAUUACCUGUUGAAAGUUCAAGUGUUUCACCAACUCUAGCUGCCACUGGUAGAGUUGGAAGACUUUCUAUAGGAGAUUUCAACUCUGGAAACACUGGCAAAAUCUCUACUGGAGGCUCAAGUGUUACCUCCAUCUCAGUUCACAAAAGUGGUUCAAAUAUAUUCUCAGCUGAAGGUUCAGAUAUAAUAUCUGCCUCAAAUAAUCAAGAGAAUGUUAAAGAUGUUUCUAAUACGUUUAAUGUUGCUUCUACUUCAACAGCCACUGACGGAUUAAGAAUUUCCAGUGGAGACUCAAAUGCUGUUGCCAAUUCAAGGGGAAGAAUUUCCAAUAGAGAUUCACAAGCUGUUACCAAUUCAAGGGGAAGAAUUUCCAAUGGAAACUCACAAGCUGUUACCAAUUCAAGGGCCAGAAUUUCCAAUAGAGACUCACAAGCUCUUACUAAUUCAAGGGGAAGAAUUUCCAAUAGAGACUCACAAGCUGUUACCAAUUCAAGGGGAAGAAUUUCCAAUAGAGACUCACAAGCUGUUGCCACUGUGAGGGGCAAUGGUGGAGGAACUUUUAUUAACACAGAAUCAGAUGCUGCUUCUACCUUAAUUGGGAACAGACAAUUGAGUAGCCACUCUUUCAGGAAAUUAGGUACUAUCUCUGCAUCAACUGACAGAGGCAAACCAAACAGACUUUCUGUUGAAGACUCGGAUCUUUCAAAUAGUGCAAGGAGGCUUGGAGGUUUAUUAGCUGGAUCAUCAGGGCUGUCUACAGGUAGUGGGUCUGCAAGGAUUUCUGCUGGACAGUCAACAGUUGCAUCUACUUCUAGCAGAGGUGGAAGCUUUGGAAGCUUUUCAGGAUCAACUUCUAGCAGUGGAAGUGGAGCUGAAGAGGUUUUGAAGACCAACGAUGACUCUGUUACCAUUGUUGGUAAUGCAUUAAACAGACUUCCUGCUAAAAAUGCAAAGACUAUAUCUGCAUCAAGAAGAUUUCCAAUCAGAUCUACUACAGCUUCUGUAGGUGAAUCUGGUGGUUUUUCAAAAAGAGGUCCUGGUAGUACAGCUACUUUCAGUAAUGAUUUGUCACCAGGAGGAUUAUUUGUUAGAAAUUCAGGUUCUAAAACUACAGUGGAAGGACAUUCUCAAGCCCCUCCAAAUACACAAAUAUUCAGUACCCAUACCGAUGCUGCUGAUAGCAGUAGUAAAAACAGUGAUACUGCUGGAGGUUUCUCAUUCAAAGGCUUAAGAGAUGCAACUGCAUCAUCUCAAGGAAGUGUAUCAGAGAGCUUAUCUGAUACUGGCAGAGUAGGAAAACUUUCUGCUGGCGAUUUCAUUGCUGAUUCAGAAUUAGCUAAUUCUGGAGAAAUUGGCAAAAUUUCCAUUAAUCAUUCAGGCACUACUUCUGUCUCAGAUCAUGACAGUGGUUUAGGCAAAUUCUCUAUUAGGGGUUCAGAUGUAACUUUUGGUUCAGCUAAUCAAGAAAGAAUUAUAGAUUUGUCUACAGGAUCAAAUCUUGCUUCUACCUCAACUGUCAGUGAUGGAUUAAGAUUUUCCAAUGGAGGCUCACUUGCUGCUGCCACUACUUCAACAGGCAUUGGAGGAAUAAGUUUCGUCGACAUAAAAACGGAUGCCUCUCACGCUUCCCUUGGCAAUGAAGGAUUGGGUAGCUUCUCACUGGGGAGAUUAGGUACUACCACUGCACUGAGUGACACAGGCAAGUUCAGUAGACUUUCUGCUAAAGGCUUUGGCAAUUCAGAAGGAUUUAGAGGUUUAUCAGCUGGAUCAUCAGGGCAGCCUCCAGAACCUGCAGGUGGCAGAUCUGUUGAAAUUUCUGCUAGAGAAUCAACAGCUGCAUCUUCAAUUCAAGAUGGGAGUUUGGGAAGGUUUUCAGUGUCGUCUUCUAGAAGUACAAGUGGAACUGAAAAUGAUUUGAAGAACAACCUUGCCUUUAAUUCAGUUGUUGGUGAUGCAUCAAAAGGAAGCACUAGUAGUAAUGCAGGAAGCUUUUCCACACAAGGAUCUACUGCUGAUUCUGGGGGCCAAUUUGGUGUUUUUUCUAGAAGAGGCCCAGGUGUGAGAGCUCCUUUUAAUUCAGACUUAUCACUAGGAGGAUUAUCUGUUGGAACUCCAACUUCUCAAUCUUCUGUGGAAGGACCUUCAAAGGGAUCUCCCAAUAUACCAAUAGUUAUCACACAUUCUGAAGCCUUCGACGGCAAUGAUAAAAUUAGUGCUGGUUCUAAUGCAGGUGAAAGACAACCAAGUGUUUCUUCACACCUUAAGGGGCCUUUUUCACUCAGCAAGGCUAUAGACACGGGGACUAUAAUUGCUACAACUCCGAAUUCUGAAUUUACCUCUACUGGUGAGUUAGCAUCAGAAAAUGCCAGUGGUCUGGGAGAAAAUGUCGUAGCAAGACCAUCAACAUUAUCAAACUCUUUUGGCGAUGUUACUAUCAAACAUGCAAGGCAGGGUUUGUCUAGCACUUCUGGAUCUAGUUUGUCUGGUACUCUGGAUCUGGCUUAUUUUUGAGUGCUGCUACAGAGUCAAGUUUUAACCAUAGAGGCCCAGGUAGUAUUAAUGAAUCCAAUAACGAUUCCAAAUUCGCACGGUCAGGUUUAGAUACUCAUGCAAGGACUAGAUUUGAAGAAAACUCAGGAGUUUCUAAAAUA
Macrobrachium nipponense is the source of this 4629-nucleotide messenger RNA. Its product is annotated as hornerin-like. NCBI's taxonomy places the organism in Eukaryota, Metazoa, Arthropoda, Malacostraca, Decapoda, Palaemonidae. Bases 401 to 4489 code for a protein of 1362 amino acids. The transcript is spliced from 3 exons. The record is from RefSeq and is a predicted model, not a curated record.